AUGACUGGUAUUGUUUUGAGAGAUGGGAACAGAGCACUGAUAACAUGUGGGAUGGUAUCUCCAAUAAUGACGCAAAAUGCCAUGGAUCCACCAAAUGCAAAUAGACAUUGUGCUAAUGAUAUAGCUAUUAGACCCGGUUUGCCGAAACAGUGUUUUACUGUUGCUUGGAAUGUAUCGGUACCACUCAUUUUGGCAUUUGUAACCAUGAGUCGAAUUGUCCAGUCGAUAACAACUGUCAGUGACAAUAAAAGAAAUAUUCCUGCUAGCAGACCGGCUUGUCUAACUGCGUAA
This is a messenger RNA of Sugiyamaella lignohabitans, 291 nucleotides long. Its product is annotated as formin (bud-site selection/polarity protein), putative. The transcript has a single exon. NCBI's taxonomy places the organism in Eukaryota, Fungi, Ascomycota, Dipodascomycetes, Dipodascales, Trichomonascaceae. The record is from RefSeq and is a predicted model, not a curated record. The coding region runs from base 1 to 291 and encodes 96 amino acids.